Solanum pennellii is the source of this 2260-nucleotide messenger RNA. RefSeq names its product probable LRR receptor-like serine/threonine-protein kinase At1g56140. Gene Ontology annotation, molecular function: protein kinase activity; ATP binding. The coding region runs from base 893 to 2098 and encodes 401 amino acids. NCBI's taxonomy places the organism in Eukaryota, Viridiplantae, Streptophyta, Magnoliopsida, Solanales, Solanaceae. The transcript has 5 exons. The record is from RefSeq and is a predicted model, not a curated record. Gene Ontology annotation, biological process: protein phosphorylation.
UGUUGUCUGACAGAGGCUGUUGCUCGGAUGGUAAGCACCCCUCACUUCCAAUCUAAAUGGGGAGAGAAGCAACAAGGAUUCUUGAUCAUCAACAUGUUGUAGAUAUCCACACAUUAACGCGGUCCAAGAAACCACAUUUCUUUCAGACAUUUUGUCAAACAUGAAGCAAGCCAAUUCCAUUCUACAUAUCAAUGAGAUCAUUGUUUAUCAUCAACAUGAUAUUAUAGCAGACAAAGAUUCUGAGAUCGAACCUCACUACCACUCAUAUCAAAAAGAAUUUACACAUGCUUGGCCCGUGAAAAAGAAUCAGGCCCGUACGUAAGUGGCAUGUUGAAAAUAUAAUUAACUAAUAAAAAUGUGUUCUCUCUAACAGCUCUACAAGUCACACACUUCUACAAGUCACACACUUCAAAACUAAAUACAACUCCAUUUGAACUUGCUUUCCCAUAUCUAAACACAAAAAACUCUUGGCUUAUAAUUGACUCUUGUAAAUAUUCGUAUUCAGUCAAUAACAAUAUUAACUAGUUAUUCUUUAAUAUAAUACGUCCACAUCCAUAUCCACAUGGUACAUACAAUCUCUCCGCGUAGAUAUAUUUAUCUUUUAAAUUUGAGAUAGUCUAUCAUAUAAGGAUAUUGACUUCACAAAAUGUGGAUUUUUUUUUACAAGUAACAGUUGGUAUGAUUAAAAUAUCAUACAAGUAAAGAUAUUGUCUAUUGAAUGAACAAUAUUCUGCCGUCCUUCAUAGUGAAGACUAAAACAAAGUAUUUUUGUCUUUAACUUGUGCUGGCAUUGCAACACUGGAUUUUACGAAGCUUUCGAUUCUCCCUAUAUGUCUAUCAUGUUAACUAAUAUAGCUUGAUAAACCUAGUAAAUGCUUCAUACUUUGUGUAUAUGGUGAUAUCGAAACGUGAGAUGCAGCCUUUAUCCGCCUUGUUCUUUUUUCUUGGAACUCUACUUGUUCUGUUACUUGUCAUAUUUAUCUUAUGCAAGUUUUUCAAACUAGGAAAACUGAUUACUAGCACAUUUAAGCCUCUUCCAGGUUUUGUUUUGUUUCGAAUUCAUGUUACUUUGAGUAUCUUAUUCGUUAAUAAAAAAUAUGUCUUUUUUUCGGAUGAUACAGGGACGAGUAAUGCUGUUAGUGUACAUCUUCAUACAAUAAGCUACUUUAACUUUCAUACAUUGGAGAAAGCUACGAAGAAUUUUCACUCGGAUAACCUCCUUGGAUGUGGUGGAUUUGGUCCUGUUUUCCUGGGGAAGUUAGGAGAUGGACAAUUAAUUGCUGUCAAGAAGUUGUCUGUUGACAAAUCGCAGCAAGGGGACCGGGAGUUUCUUGCUGAGGUACGGAUGAUAACAAGUAUACAACACAAGAACCUUGUCCGCCUUCUUGGUUGUUGUUCAGAAGGGGAUCAGAGGCUUCUCGUGUACGAAUACAUGAAGAAUAGGAGCUUGGACCAAAUACUAUAUGGAAAGAGUAAGAUAUUCCUAGAUUGGAAAACUCGGUACCAGAUAAUCUUAGGGAUUGCGCGGGGAUUACAAUAUCUUCAUGAGGAUUCACACAUUAGGAUUGUUCAUAGGGACAUCAAAGCCAGUAAUAUUCUGUUGGAUGACAAAUUUCAACCAAGAAUCGGAGAUUUUGGCCUAGCUAGGUUUUUCCCUGAAGAUCAAGCAUAUCUCAGCACCGCAUUUGCUGGAACUUUAGGUUACACAGCUCCUGAAUAUGCACUUAGAGGAGAAUUGACAGAAAAGGCUGAUAUAUACAGUUAUGGUGUUGUUGUGCUAGAAAUAAUCAAUUCUCGGAAGAAUACAGAUCUUUCUUUGCCUUCAGAAAUGCAGUAUCUCCCCGACUAUGCAUGGAAGCUAUAUGAAAGAUCAAGAUUAAUCGAUCUAGUUGAUCCAAAGAUGUUGGAAAAUGGGGUGGCGGAAAAGGAUGUAAUGCAAACAAUACAUGUAGCUUUCUUAUGCCUUCAGCCUCAUGCCAAUUUAAGACCACCAAUGUCUGAGAUUGUUGCAAUGUUGGUAACCAAAGCUACACCAACGCCUCCGCCUUUCUUAGAUCCAGAGUUGAGGAUCGGUAGGACGAUAACAGUACAUGGUUGACUCAUUUUCACCACAAAUGUAUAUAUCUUAGGAAGGUAGAAAAGAUUUUUUAGUGUGUUGUCAAUAGCAUUUUGGCUAUGUAAUUCAGCCAAGGUUCAUUUUUAGUUUCUAUGAGUAUGGGGAGAAGUCUAGUUUCUAAUGUAUUAUAAGUAGAGGAAAUAA